Messenger RNA from Onychostoma macrolepis, 2966 nucleotides. Its product is annotated as galectin-3-binding protein A-like. Gene Ontology annotation, cellular component: membrane. The record is from RefSeq and is a predicted model, not a curated record. NCBI's taxonomy places the organism in Eukaryota, Metazoa, Chordata, Actinopteri, Cypriniformes, Cyprinidae. The transcript is spliced from 5 exons. Gene Ontology annotation, molecular function: protein binding. Bases 1050 to 2747 code for a protein of 565 amino acids.
GUCCUUCCGGCGUACUCCGUGUCCGAAUUUGCUCACUCGUAGAGAAUAGUGAAUGUAGGCAUAGAAUCCUGACAGUACCCAGAGCAGAUCAGAAUUAUAGGGAGGCCAUGGAGGGCAAGGUCACACUGAUGAAAAGACGGAGGGAACAUGGCACCUAGUCAGAAAAGGGCUUUAGACUGAGCAGAGAAAACAGAGACCCUGUCCCAAAUGGCACACUUCAUGUGCACUUUCGGUCUUGAGGACUUACAAUGGCUGCUGCGUGCACGUGUCCAUUAAGUCCACGAGACCGUAGGUUGUCCCAUUUGUCAUUUUAGCUUUCAGAAGGGUGCUCCCGAGUGCCCCCUUUGCGGCCGCUAUGCGCCCUCAAUCCGCACUUCUACUGAGCCUGCGAGCUAUGCAGCCGACUUCGACCCAGCAGUCAAAGUGGCAUUACAUCACAAAAUUUGGGACAGGGCCAUUGUGGCAGGACCAGGUGGAGCAGAAAGGCCAGAUUGAUCUAGACAGGACAGGGCAGGACUGGACCAGAUGGGGUGAGACUAAGUAGGGAAUGGAACAGUUUGGCAGCAGCCGUUGAGAUGGCAGGCUGAAGGGACCCUGGAAAAACACUGUCAGACUCAACCACCCUUGGUUACUAUGACCAGGCCUUCUGACAGAAUUAGCAAAUUGCUGGUGGGUGACCUUCCUGUCCGGCUUGGCUGUGACAGGGAGAAUACAUAUGAAAUUAACUAAUCGCUUACUUUUUGUAUUGUGUGAAUUUGUUUUGACUGAUCUCACUUAGACUGCAUGUGGCUAACCUUAUCCCAGACAUGCUGACAGACACUUCUUGUUUAAAUGGUACGUUGCAGUAACGAAACUUCCCAAACAUAGCAUUUUCACGAAAUGAAACUUUUGGUAGCCCUCAAAUGUGAUCACACAGCAUUUCAUCCAAGUUUCACAAUAGUUGACUUGAUUUGGUCGUUAUUUAAGAGAAAAGUUGUGUUAGAACUCAUUCAGUUGUGAUUUGUGUUCCUGUCGCUGCUGUUUGCAUUAUUUCCAGCAAAAGAAGAAUCAUGUACCUUCUAUGGCCUCUACUGUUUCUUCACGUUUCAGCACAGCGUCUGACCCUGUUUGAUGACAGACUAAAGCAACGAAAACAGGAGGGCAGAGUGCGAUUGGUGGGGGAUCUGCCGUCAUCUGGUCGUGUGGAGGUCUACCAUGAUGGACAGUGGGGUACAGUUUGUGAUGACGGAUGGGAACUGGCUGAAGCGCAAGUGGUGUGUCGGCAGCUGGGUUUUCCUGGAGCAAUAUCAGUUACGACUGGUGGACGUUAUGGUGAAGGCUCUGGUCCAAUCUGGCUGGAUGACAUGAAUUGUAAAGGCUCGGAGAGCUCAUUGUCAGAUUGCAGCUUCAAAGGCUGGGGUGUUACUGACUGCUCACAUAAAGAGGAUGCAGGAGUGGUAUGCGAGACUGGUAAAAACACAACCAGCAAUCGUCGGUUCUCUGUGGAUAACAGUCUGGGUUUGUCUGAUGAUCUUGGUCUUCUGUUCGACAGAGGAGAUGGUUGUGAUUUCAGAAUUAAUGUACAAGACAUCAGUGAAGGGAGAGAACUGACAUUCUGUGUGCACAAAAUGAUCCUCAUGUUUUAUCCAGAAUUAAAAAUAACAAAUGACUCCAGAAACCUCACAGUGAAUGUCAGCCAGACCUGCCAUCCUCAUGUCUCUGCUUUUCUCAGGUAUUUGUACACACGUCAGAUUGAUGUUUCCAUCACGUCGGCUCAAUGUCUGCAUCAGCUGUCGUUCAUCUUUGGAGUGAAGAAGCUUAUGGAGGAUGUCGGCAGGGCCUUCACUUUACUCCUCCCUGAAGACAACACCUUCCGCACACAGGUAUCCAUGUACGAGUACGGCGUCCACACACGAGAUCUUGUUCUGCAGGAGAACGUCCUUCAGUAUCUUUCCUGGAACUGCGAGUUCCUCAUAAGCUCUCCAGUGUGGAGCACCAUCUCCUUUCACAUGAUGGACGCUCUGCUGCAGCGCUCAGACCUGAUUGUGAACGAUGAAGCUUUUCUUCUUGAAGCUCUGGAGAGAUGGAUCCAAGACAAAGGUGAUGAGAUUAGUUCAGAUCAACAGGCCAGUCUCCUGAAUCACAUCCGCUUCCUCUUGAUCCCAGUGGAUAAACUGUAUGAAAUGCAGUUUUCCUCAAGCGUUCUCCGUCAGAAUCAUGAGAAACUGUACCUAACUGGUCUGCUCCGAGGUUUUCAGUUCAAUGCUCUGCCCUUCUCUAAGAUCAGAAAACAAAUGGAUAACAUGAGUAGUGAGUAUCUACCCAGAAUCUACACUGAAGAUGAGUGGAGUGUAUUUAUCAAUGACACAACCAUCAAUUACCCAUACUAUCACUACAACUAUGGCCAAAAUAACAGAAUCCAAUCCUUCUCCACUCCAGCACACCCUAGUGCUCUUUACAGAGCACAAAAUGUCCAGUGGCAAGCCCAGGUGUUUCUUAGUGCUCAAGAGUGCUCUAACUAUGGUAUUUCAUGUUACUCUUUUCCUGUUGCAAGGUUUGUCGCAAGUGGUAAUCAGAACAUGUACGCUAGAACCAUUCGCUACAGCAACAGGUUGAUUCUCAGCUGUAAGAAUGAAGACAAUGUCUUUCAUGUCCAAGAUUUCAAAAACAGUAUGGCAGUGAUUCCAAACAACAGCAGUAUGGGUCUGCCGAACCCCUGUCCUGAUGACUACAGUUUCAGAUUUGUAGUACGUCCCCGGUUUAUCUGACCACACAGUUACAUUUGGCUUCAGCUAGUUUUCUGCAGGCAUUUCAGUAUAUUUAAAUCUAGUUUAAUCGAAUCUAUUAAAUUCAAUCAAGUUUUUCAUUCUGCAGUGAUUUCUCUCAAAUAUUUAGUUGAUUUUAAACUUUUCAUUUAAAUACUGUAGCAAUACAAAUGCUUCAUUUUGAAAGUGCACUUCAAAAAUAAAAAAAUAUUUCUUACAUUA